This is a messenger RNA of Colletotrichum karsti, 1932 nucleotides long. RefSeq names its product VHS domain-containing protein. The record is from RefSeq and is a predicted model, not a curated record. The coding region runs from base 1 to 1932 and encodes 643 amino acids. The transcript has 4 exons. NCBI's taxonomy places the organism in Eukaryota, Fungi, Ascomycota, Sordariomycetes, Glomerellales, Glomerellaceae. Gene Ontology annotation, biological process: Golgi to vacuole transport; protein transport to vacuole involved in ubiquitin-dependent protein catabolic process via the multivesicular body sorting pathway; Golgi to endosome transport. Gene Ontology annotation, molecular function: phosphatidylinositol binding; ubiquitin binding. Gene Ontology annotation, cellular component: trans-Golgi network.
AUGGAGGCCGCAUCAGCUCGAGCUGCGGCCCGAGACCGCUGGGGCGAGAUGGGCGCUCCCACCCCAUCGCAGCUGCAGCGCUUCAUCCAAGCUGCCUGUAGCCCCGAGAAUUAUGAGCCGAACCUUGCUCUCAACCUGGAGAUUGCCGACCUGAUUAAUUCCAAGAAAGGCUCCGCCCCGCGCGAGGCCGCCGUCGCCAUCGUCAGCUACAUCAACCACCGCAACCCCAACGUGGCUCUAUUGGCGCUGAACCUGCUCGACAUCUGUGUUAAGAAUUGCGGCUAUCCUUUCCACUUGCAGAUCAGCACCAAGGAGUUUCUCAAUGAGUUGGUCAGGAGGUUCCCCGAGCGGCCGCCGAUUCGAGCGACGAGGGUGCAGAUGAAGAUCUUGGAGGCUAUCGAGGAAUGGAGGAGUACGAUAUGCGAAACGAGCAGAUACAAGGAGGAUUUGGGCUUCAUCCGCGACAUGCACCGCCUGCUGAGCUACAAGGGCUACACGUUCCCCGAGGUCAGGCGAGACGACGCCGCGGUGCUGAACCCCAGCGACAACCUGAAAUCAGCCGAAGAAAUGGAGGAGGAGGAGCGCGAGGCGCAAUCAGCCAAGCUUCAGGAGCUUAUCCGACGAGGAACCCCCGAAGAUCUGCAAGAGGCCAAUCGCCUUAUGAAAAUCAUGGCCGGCUAUGACACUCGCUCCAAGACCGACUACCGCGCUAAGGCCGCGCAAGAGGUUGCGAAAAUCCAAGCCAAGGCUCGUCUGUUGGAAGAGCGGCUCGAAGCUUUCCAACAGGGUGACACGAUGAAGGACGGCGAUGUCUUCUCAGAGCUUGCUGCCGCCCUGCAAAGCGCACAGCCCAAGAUUCAGAAGAUGUGCGAAGAAGAGUCGGACGACCACGAGGCCGUCGCAAAGCUUCUUGAGAUCAACGAUAGCAUACACCGAACCGUUGAGCGGUAUAAGCUUAUGAAGAAGGGCGAUCUGGAGGCGGCCAAGAAGGUGGCCAGUGGCGCGCCCCUACCAACAACAUCUGGCUCGUCCAAGAGCGCAGCGCAAGAGUUGUCUCUCAUUGAUUUUGAUGGAGAGGCGGAUGCUACAAAUGGCUCGUCCUCUGAGCAGCCAGCAUCGCAGUCUACAGGAGUUGAAAAUGACCUACUUGGCCUGUCCAUGGACGACUCCAACAGCUAUGGCCAAGGAGGUGCUCUGACUCUCGGCUUUGGGGCCAAUUCAAACAUCCCAGGUCCAGCUCUGCUCUCUUCCAUGACGGAGGACAACAGCGCCAAAGGCCCCAUGAGCAAAACAACAACACCCCAGCCACCAUCUUUCUCUCAAUUUGCUUCCUUCACGUCCCCCGCUGCGUCCCAGUCUGGUACGCCCCAGCCGUCUGUAAUGUCUGCAUUUAAGCCGCCUCAGCAAGCCGCGGCCCCGUCGUCUGAUCCUUUUGCUGCCCUUGGAUCCCCUGCUUUCUCUUCAAAGCCUUCUACCCCAGCUCCUGCUUCCCAGCCCGCGCCAGCUGCAAAUGAUGAUGAUGAAUGGGCCUUCUCAUCGGCGCUCCCCCCUGAACAACCUAGCCUUCCGAAGGAACACCGCGCAACCAUUAGCGAAUCCACCGUCAAGAUCGAGAUGAUGGCUGGUAGAACCGGACCCGGCAACUCUCUCAACUUCAGUUUUGCAUUCUCGAAUAACUCCGCUCAACCCGUGACCGAGCUUCACUUCCAGCUCGCCGCGACAAAGGGCUACGAACUUCAACUCAAGCCCCAGACUGGGCGCGCCUUAGAGCCUAAGCAGAGUAGGGGCGUGACACAGGCUGCAGAAGUGUGGCACGCAGGAGACAAGAACCGUAAGGUGCAAUCUAUCAAGCUGCGGUGGAGGGCAUCGUACAAGGUGGGGUCGGAACAGAAGAACGAGAUGGGGGAGAUCCAAGAGUUCAGUAUCGCAUGA